Molecule: messenger RNA, 2227 nt
Organism: Drosophila obscura
Lineage: Eukaryota; Metazoa; Arthropoda; Insecta; Diptera; Drosophilidae
Gene: IntS10
Product: integrator complex subunit 10
Exons: 3
Coding region: 184-2055 (623 amino acids)
Biological process (GO): snRNA processing
Cellular component (GO): integrator complex
Source: RefSeq, a predicted model, not a curated record
AUUUGAAUCACUCCGUAUAAUUAUAAAUUAAUGGAAAAAACCCACACUGAACCAAAUAAAAACCACUUGACUGUCCCAUCCCGCUAACUGCUGUUGUGAAAAAAGCUAGAUGUGACGCAGAAGACGCUCGUUUGGUAACACUGCUUGCCGGCUAAAAUGUUUUGUUGACGACCAAAAAUAAUAAUGACAAGCAACGAGGAAAAUGAAUUGUACAUGGUUAAGCAGGCGCAGAGCCUGCGAAAGAGCGAUCCGGAUGCGGCGCAGGCCUGGAUCAUGACGGCCAAGAUGUUGUACCCCAGUGCAUUCAAUGUGCAAUACGAGUCGUACCUUUUUGAGCGCGAUGGCAAGAACUACGAGGAGGCGGCCAAGUGCUUUAGUGUCAUAGCCACCAAAUUUCCAAAUCGGCAUACAGAGCUGUGGCAGGAGAUAAACGCCCUGACCACUGCGCUGAGGAACGAGAAUGAGAGCACGCCGGAGCAGGAGUUCUUUGUGAAGAUGUACAAACAUUUAACGCCCGAUGUGCAGCACAACAUUUUCAUGCACACCAUCAACCACUGCGGCGAUGACUUGGAGCAGUGCAUCUGCAUUUACAUACUGAUGUUCAAGAAAUUCCCCAAGUCGGUGACAACGCAUGCCCCGCGUCUGCUCGAGCUGCUGGCGGAGGGCAUGACAACGGACCCGGAUGUGUAUCAGCGCAUACUGGUGGAGGAUGUGCUGCCGAUGAUACAGCACAAGCCGCCAGAGCUGGCGCCAGUGCUGGCCUGCAGGCUCUAUACCAACUCUCUGGAGUAUUAUCUGCGGCAGAUAAUGGAUUCGGAAACGGAACCUGCGGACCCCUGGAAGACCAUAUUCAAAGUCCUGAUGCUCUGCGGCCAGAUGAUGGGCUGGGAACCAUUUCUGCCCUUCAGCAAGCAGUGCAGCCAGAACGUGUACUGGGAGAAACUGGUGGACAUUCUGUCCGCCAGUCCACCGGGCAGUUCGAAGGUCCUCUUCUAUGCCACCACCCUGUUCAUCUACUCGCUGUAUGGCUACAUACGCAACUGCAGGCUGCGCAUUGAUGAUUCGGACGUCAGUCAUGUGCUGGUCGAAGGCUUCAUUGAUGGCUCUGAGGAUCAGAGCAUGGAGCCGCCCAAAUUCUCGCUGACAACGCCCAUCAGUCCGGAUCUGUCGAAUGCCUUUCUGCACGCGGCCCAGUGCUGGCAGCUGCUGAACACCGAUCAGUUUCAGCGGGAUUUUAGCCAGUUGAUGGUGGCCCUGCCGCUGGCUCCAUGGAUAUCGCGAUUUCUCUUCGAUCUGGCCAUUUACUUUGGCCAUCGGGACGAGGCCAACAAGCUGAUGGGGGAAAUGACUACCCAGAGCAGUUUGGUGCAGAGCCUGCAGAUCCUCAGUCUCAAUCUGAUGCAGGGCAGCAUGACUCUGCAGGGCUUUCAGUGCAUACUGAAGGUCAUUGGCGAACUGCCCGCCACAAAUGGCCAUCUGUUGGAGAACAUGACGCUCAAGGGUCAUCGUCACAUGGUCUUUCUGCCACUGACUCGCGCCGCCCUCGUUCAGUAUUGCACGGGAGCCAUCGUUAGUCGCAUCAGUCGACAGGUUUUUGAGCCCAAUUGUUCGGAUCGUCUGCUUGGUGAUCUCCUGGUGCUGCAGCAGUUGAAUCUCCUCAACGACACGCGCCUCACCCAGCAGAUCUUCAGUGUGAUCAAGCAGCGUAAGUCAUUCAAUCUGCGUACUCUUUCCACCUACAUCAUAUCCAUCGAUUUGAUCGAGGAGCUCUCGCACAUAUGGAACUCGCAGCUGGACGACUCUAAUUUCGAGCUAACCGGUUCACCCACAGGUGUAUCAAGCGGUGGCACGGCCAGCGUUCCGCCUCGUCGCAUUGGUACUCGGGGUGCGGACAAGGGUGCCAGGGAUGAGUUUAAGACCAUCACAAGGCAACAGAUUGCACGCUGCAAUGAGAAUAUUAUCACAUUGCUGGCAAAUUUUAUCACCCAGGAGCAGCUAAUGCUGGCCCAACACAUCUUUGGCAUCCCGCCCGUGGAGACCAUCGAGAUCAAGUGAUUAGGACUAAUAAGGGAAUAUAUUUUAAGUUUACUCUUUAUUUUUUUUUAAUACUUAUAGCCUCUUUAUUUUCUAUUCAACAAGUGUGGUGCACAAAUAGUUAUACAACGUCGUCGUAGACUUAAGAAUUUAGUGGAUUCGUUUAUCAAUAUCACAAAAAGUACCAAGGUGA